CUAUUCACAUGACCUGAAGAAAACGAAACAUUAUUGAAACUGGAAACGCCGACAUUUAUUAAACCACAACUUAAAGAAAAUUCAUCACACAAGAUCUGAUAUAUUAAAUGAUGCCAGCUACUGUAAACAAAUAUUUUUGAGAGGGGCAAGUAGGACAAAUAACCGGCUUCCGGUUUGGCAAGCUGAGAAGUUGUCAAACGUCGCAUAUAAGAUGGCAUUGCAGAGCAAUUGGAACUUCAAUAAUUCAGAUUUGCAGUGGUUGUUGACAUGCGAAAAAUCAAAGGAACACAGCAUUACAUCUUGGGUUUAUGCUGCUCAAGCUAUCAUUGCUUGCUCAAGUGGUUUAAUUAUAUUUGCCAAGUACAACAGCAUCAGUGUUCUAAACCUAAAUGUUCAUAUUGAUGCGAUAUCAAAUACAUGGUGGAUAAUCUACUGCAUAAUUGGGACUUUGAGAGCUAUCCUGAAUUCGAUAAAUUUCUGGCUCUAUGACAAUGAAAAUCGGACAGAGACAGAGAAAACUAUAGAGCACUUGAUAACUGCAGAUUGGAGCUCUAAAGCUUUAGAGACCCUCAUUCUGUGUUUCGCAUUGAAUUAUCAAAGGAAGUAUCGGUCCAGUGCACAAAUAAAUGAAGAGGUUGACAGUUAUAGCAAAUCUGGGAAGGCUAGAAGCCAAUUCUCAUUUCGGCGAUAUUUAAUGAAGGCAAUGGCAUCUAGUGGAGCUGUCUUACUGGCAUUAGCCUUAGUGACAUGGAUCGGCAUUAUCCUUCUAUUUGUGAAUUAUAGUAAACCCAACCCCACACCUUAUUUCUGGAUUUACGUUGGAUGUUGUGGAUUAUUGCAUUUGGCUGCACUUUGGCUUACGAUACUUAUUAUUGUAAAGUCGCUAGCCGAAGGGCCUAGCAUCUUUACCAAGAUACUGCUUCUCCUGGCUGUGCUUUUAGCCAUGCCUAUCGAUAUACCUGGAUUCAUAUGGCAAAAUGUUUUCACGAGUAGCAAAUGCUACAUACAUUACUUCUCCAUCCUUGACAUAUUCGGUGUGCUCAAGUGCGUCUCGUAUUUCUUCUUCGUUUUGGCGGUGAGAGCGGAGUAUUUGAGAUUAAAGCAGGAAUGUCAGUGGGCAAUGCUGAGUGAGGUGCAGAGAUUCAGCUUCUGAACAAAGAUUUAUCAACAAUAAUGCUUUUAAUCGAUCAAAGAUUUUAAUCAGUGUUAGUGAUCAAUCAUAUCUGAUAUGAUUUGUUGUAUGUAAGUGUAUUUAGCUUGUAAACUAAUGCGUUGUUAAAGGAAAUCUGUCACGACGUUGAUUGGUUACAAGAACAAAGGGAUUUUUAUUGUUUCCAGUCCCCCUUUGAUUUAUCGCAUUGUAAAAAAUAUGGCGGAGCGCUGAAAUCGUGUUUAGGCUAUUGUUCCAGCUAUUGUUCUUGUUAACCAAUCCACAACAAGUCAGAUUGCCUUUAAAUGGUUGUUGAAUAUGCUUUGUCAUUGAUUUUACGUAGUAGAUUUAGUGCACGUAGAAACUUGCUCUGUAAGUUUUAUGUUUUAUAUUUUGAUUCUUAAUAUUUAUGAAGUGACCAUUAUGAAAUCGUAAGUAGCUGCCUGGUGUCUUGUGGAACUGUUAAUUACCAGCAAGAGAAAAUUUCAUGGAGGUUACUGUCCUUCAUUUGUUGGGUUGGGUAGUUUCUUGGUAAGAGGGAAAUGUUUUGCAAUUUGUCAAACUUUAAUAUCUUGACAGAGCUGAGCUGCGGUAACGCAACAGCUAAAAUGAGCGACCACCAAAUUGGCAAUGCGGAAACCAAGGACAACUUUUGUUCCAGCAGUGGCCCAAAGUAGAAAGAGCGAAAACGUUCUAUUUUGUAAUUGUUUCAACAGAAAAGGUAACCCAGGCAAGACCUUACAAAGAAGACAGCUUUUUGGCAAAGGCAAUGCAAACUAUUGUAUUGAUUUAUGAAAUGAUCUCGGUUUCCCUUGCUAUUUUUUCGAUCACAUCAGGUACCAAUAAAUAUUACCUUAUACUGGGGGGACGGGCACUUACAAAGGGUCUUGAAUGUGACUUUAAUCUACUUUUUGGUCUCAGUAUUUUCUGCGACCUUGCUUAUAUUGAAUAGUAAAACAUUGAACAACGUUUUCUUUUAUGUAAGAAUUUAACACGGAAAGUUUUACCAAUAUUGUAAUUUUACUUUUGUGAAUUUUGAAAUUUGUAUCUCUAACCCUUACACGAUUUAAAUUUAAGUUAGAUAAUAAUGUAAAUUAUAUUUUAUUAAAAUGCCGCAAAAUUCGGAAUACUUCGGCUUGACACCCAGGACUUUGGCGGUCUCCCUGGUUUCGAAUGAAGCUUUUAUUGGUGUUAAUCGUCAGACGUUCGUUUUAUAGUUCGCUUCGUAGUUUUAGGUUGAGUUAAUAAUCGGUGAAUUCUUGCUUUGUUUUGCUCCUAGGUCGUUUGUUUUUGCAAUUUAUUGAUGAAUACUUACAAGAAUAGAAUUUUUCUAUGAAAAUCUUUCUUUUAAGGAUGAAACUCUGUGGUGUAAGAAGACAUAUAAAAAUUUGAUCAAGAAGAUCGAGUUUUAAAAGUCAAUUGUUGCACUGAAGUUUAUCGAUCGAUAGUUACCAAAUGUUAACCGAAAACAAAAAUCACAGCUUGCUGUUACACAAACGGACUUUAGAUUAAGUGAUAAGGUGCUGGUUACGGGUUUCCUGGCAUUGCAAUCCGAAAUGGAACAGCGGAGGAGCAGAUUACAUCAUCAAUACAUGGUGGAAUUUCAUUGGUUGACUUUCCUUUAAAAUGAAAAAAGAAUUAGGCUUUUGGAGACCAAAAAAACCGUUCUUUUUAGCAAGACUUAUUCUCUAGCUCUCUUUUUAUCACAUUUAUUUUUUCACGUUUUGCUUACAGCGUUGAAACAAAAGUGAUUCAUGUUUACUUCAACGCUUUAGGGAAGUAGCAUAUUGAAAUUUGCCUUAAAAAGCAUUUAUAGUUUUUGCGGGAAGCUGUCCCCUGACUCCAGUUUCACAGUUAAAUGACAGAAUAAGGUGCUUUUGGGCCUUUCUUGUAUUUCAAUUCAUCGAAUUCUCCAAACGUCGCCAAAUCUUUCGCUCAAUUCAUUAGCAUUUGCUUGCUAACAUUUGACCUUAUUUCUCAAAAUAAUUUAGUCGAGGUUUCCAGACCCGUCAUCAAAAUCCUUUGUUUUCUUUUCCUGACUACAAUUCGCCUUGUAAACACAUUCCUGUUGCACUACUGAGUGUUGCUGUUGAAUCCAUAGUCUGGUUGAAGGGCAAUUCACGCUUGUAAAUAGCGUGAGAAUAUCAAAACAAAGGAAUUUAUCAAUAUGAUUUCCACCAAUUGUGACAAGAUUUCCGUCGAGUAAAUUGCCUGUCACUCAGAACAAGUUGAAUUGUGACUACCCUGGGUACUGCCAGACCCCCAGUAAAAGAGUGGGUACUAAGACGAGAAGAGAGGAAUGAGGCUCUGGAACCUAGGGUAAAUUGUUACAAACUUUGAGGAAACCUACGCGUACAGGAUUGAUUUCAGCUUUCCCCUUCUAUGCUACAACCCGCUUUAUAAUGGUCGUCUGGGGGCAGUUAUGUCUUUCUUAAUUUGUUUAGCAGCGGAACUUGUAGUUUUUUGAUUGCAACUUUAGAUAACCUUGAGGGACAGAA
Messenger RNA from Rhopilema esculentum, 3648 nucleotides. RefSeq lists its product as uncharacterized. The record is from RefSeq and is a predicted model, not a curated record. Lineage: Eukaryota; Metazoa; Cnidaria; Scyphozoa; Rhizostomeae; Rhizostomatidae.